CCUCUGUUAGAAGCCGCUUGCCUGACAUGUCGUCAAAAAUCGCGUCGAUGCGAUCGUGGACGGCCGGCAUGUAAGCGCUGCAUCAGCAAGGGAUUGCAAUGUGGUGGCUACCCCGACAAGUUUCGCUUUUGCGGGAUCGCCAGUCGUGGCAAGUGGAAGGAUCGAGAUGCCCCUAUUGAUACAGAGAUUGUCUCCACUUCCUCCUCUCCUUCAUCAUCGAAUUUCUCAAAACAGACCGCCACUAAGCGGACAGAGAUUUCUUCAAGUGGUUCUCCCUAUCAGUCACUCGUAUCCCAGAAGUCGACCCCGAAAGACCAGUCAGAAAUCAGCACAGUCCUCGGCUUGGAUGAAACCGAAUUGCUUUUGAAACACUACGAUCACAUGGUCUGCCCACAUCAGAUCGCCCACGAGAAUAACAGUGACAAUCCCUAUCGGUGUUAUGUGCUUCCUCUGGCAUAUGAACAGAUCGGCCUCCUAUAUGCGGUUCUUGGACUCUCCGCAUGCCAUCUAGGACAUUUGAAAUCUGAUAAAGAUCUUUAUGAAACGACUGCCGUCGAUUACCGGGUCAAGGCAAUUACUGCCUUGGGUGCAGCCAUCAGAAAAGUCUGCUCCGGAAGUUUUACUGACGAUGAACGAGACGGCGUAUUUGCGACAAUCCAGAUCCUACUACUUCAUGAUAUUCGAGAAUCUGGAGUCUCCACACAUGGCGCGCAUAUAUCAGGUGCGCUGUCGAUCUGUUCCCAACUGAAGCUCGAUCAACACUUGACUGUGAAAGAUGAGAGAACUGUUUUCUUCCUGGGAAAUCUAAUCUGGCUCGACAUAAUUCGCGCAUUUGCUGUGCCAGAACGAUUGUGCUUCACACAAGAGCUUCGUCAAAAGCUAUUAUCCCUAUGUGACCUGAGGUUCGAAGCAGUAAAUGGUUGCCCGCGGGAACUGGUCCUUAUCAUUGGUGAAAUUUUCGAGCAUGGCAAAGCGCAUUCGAGCGGUCAUCUGAGCACAGAGGGUUACGAUACGCAAGUCCAAGCACUGAUCCAGAAGAUGUACCGAUGGGAUAGCUCUCGAUGCUUCUUUCCCAGCGAAGAUCCACUUUGGCGAUGUGUCGCAGAGGCAUUUCGCCAUACCUGCAUUCUACGUGCUUGGCGUCUUCUCGAUCCCACCGAACCUGCAUCGACGACGCGCAUUCAGACCUCGGUCAUGGCGAUUCUAGACUCUCUUGCACACGUUCCGGGGACCAACCCGAUAAUAGAACUUAACGUGAUGCCUCUAUUCAUGGCUGGUGCCGAUAGCCUCUCUCCUCACUCGCGUCAUUAUGUUCUCUUGCGUCUUGCAGAAAUCCAAGCAAGAUCUGAGAUGGGCAUAGCAGCACCGUACUCGUUGCUUGAGAAGGUGUGGCUAGCCAGGGCUCGUCAGCCGGAGCAUGAUCAGAGCAAUAUUCCUUGGAUGGAUUUUACCCAUAAUACCGAGUCAAUGCACCAAGAUGAUUAUUUGAUCAUAUAG
Molecule: messenger RNA, 1497 nt
Organism: Penicillium daleae
Lineage: Eukaryota; Fungi; Ascomycota; Eurotiomycetes; Eurotiales; Aspergillaceae
Product: Zn(II)2Cys6 transcription factor
Exons: 5
Biological process (GO): positive regulation of transcription by RNA polymerase II
Cellular component (GO): nucleus
Molecular function (GO): DNA-binding transcription factor activity, RNA polymerase II-specific; transcription cis-regulatory region binding; zinc ion binding
Source: RefSeq, a predicted model, not a curated record